Molecule: messenger RNA, 2911 nt
Organism: Sciurus carolinensis (gray squirrel)
Lineage: Eukaryota; Metazoa; Chordata; Mammalia; Rodentia; Sciuridae
Gene: Ap5m1
Product: adaptor related protein complex 5 subunit mu 1
Exons: 9
Coding region: 313-1827 (504 amino acids)
Biological process (GO): endosomal transport
Cellular component (GO): lysosome; AP-type membrane coat adaptor complex; cytosol
Source: RefSeq, a predicted model, not a curated record
GUGAGGAACCUUGAUCCUUGCGGGCUACCAUCCCGGAAGUGGAAAUUAGAGGAAGACCGUACUGGGUUUGCUGUGGAUAAGUUUCUCAAGAUUCUAGAUGCCAGAUCUCAAGAUUCUUAGCACUCUUUGUGGUGUGAUUUGACCAGGAUAGAAUCAGAGGUUUUAUUCUCCUCAGUUGAAGGAGGCAGCUUUCUGGUGAGCUCGUGUGUAGUCUCGGGACUUCCGUUAAGAGUCCUGCGGAGAAAGCCGGUCUACGCUGUUGCUCGGUGGCGACUUUGGUUCGGAGAUGAGCUGAUGCCUUAGUGGCUUACCAUGGCCCAGCGGGCAGUGUGGCUUAUACGCCACGAACCAGGAACUCCGCUUUGUGGCACCGUGAGAUUCUCCAGACGUUAUCCAACUGUUGAAAACAGAGCCAAAGUAUUCAAUGGAGCAAGUUAUGUGCCUAUUCCCGAAGAUGGUCCCUUUCUUAAAGCACUAUUGUUUGAACUUAGAUUACUGGAUGAUGAUAAGGACUUCAUGGAGUGUCGUGAUAGUUGUACACACAUCAAUAAAACAUCCAUCUAUGGACUUUCAAUAGGAAAUGAAGAACUCUGGCCAGUAGUUGCUUUUCUGAAGAAUGGCAUGGUAUAUGCUAGUGUUCCACUAGUCGAACAAACUCUCUCCCCUCGUCCAUCAUUAAUUAGCAUCAGUGGAAUUUCACAAGGCUUGGAACUUCUUUUUGGGAUACAGGAUUUUCUUUACUCUAGUCAAAAAAAUGACACUGAACUGAAUACAAAAUUGAGCCAAUUACCUAACUUGCUUCUACAGACUUGUCCAUUUGGUACUUUAUUAGAUACCAACUUACAGAAUUCAGUGGAUAAUAAUAAUUUUGCUUCUGUAUCUCAGCCACAAAAACAGCCAGCUUGGAAAGCUGGAACAUACAAAGGAAAACCACAGGUUUCUAUUUCUAUCACUGAAAAGGUAAAAUCCAUGCAAUAUGAUAAACAGGAUAUAGCAGAUACAUGGCAAGUUGUUGGAGCAGUCACUUGCAAGUGUGAUUUAGAAGGAAUCAUGCCAAACGUCACCAUCAGCUUGAGCCUCCCCACCAAUGGAUCUCCACUUCAAGAUAUUCUAGUUCAUCCUUGUGUGACUUCUCUUGAUUCUGCCAUUCUGACUUCUAGCAGCAUUGAUGGAGUGGAUGAUUCUGCAUUUAGUGGGCCUUAUAAAUUUCCAUUCUCUCCACCCUUAGAGUCAUUCAGUUUAUGCUACUAUACUUCCCAGGUCCCUGUCCCACCAAUUUUGGGUUUUUAUCAAAUGAAAGAAGAAGAAGUACAACUAAAAAUAAAAGUUAAUUUAAAACUUCAUGAAAGUGUGAAAAAUAAUUUUGAAUUCUGUGAAGCUCAUAUACCUUUUUACAAUAGAGGUCCAAUUACACAAUUGGAAUACAAAGUUAGUUUUGGCCAACUUGAAGUAUUUCGAGAGAAAAGCUUACUGAUCUGGAUUAUUGGCCAGAAGUUCCCCAAAUCAAUGGAAAUUAGUCUUUCUGGAACUGUAACUUUUGGAGCCAAGAGCCAUGACAAGCAGCCAUUUGACCAGAUUUGUAUUGGAGAUACAGCAUAUGUGAAGAAAAAAAAUGUGGGGAGUUACCACAUUGCAUAUUCUUCAGAGCUUCAUUUUAGCAUCUUAGAUUACACACUUACUGGAUGUUAUGCGGAUCAACAUUCAGUUCAAGUUUUCGCAUCAGGAAAACCAAAAAUAAGUGCACACCGGAAACUAGUAUCUUCUGAUUAUUACAUCUGGAAUUCUAAAGCCCCUGCUCCAGUAACAUAUGGAUCAUUAUUACCGUGAUUUUCUUUUCAUAUUUAAAUGGAAUUUAUACAAUAGUAACAUAGCAUAAAUGAAAUCAUAGAUUUUUAUUUUCAUUGUGUAUUCAUAUAACCUGUGAGUGAAAAAAAAUCUCUGAAUGAUUUUAAUUAUAAAAUAUUCAUAUUUAAUGUUUUUAAUCUGAGUAGUUUGAAAGAAUAUCAUAACAUAAUAAUGUUAUGUCAUAUAUAACAUUAUUAUAUAUUCCAUAAGUUCUAUAUUGUAGCAUUAAUAUAUAAUUAUAUAUUGUAUGUAUAGUGUGUAUUACUGUUAUAUAAUAUUAUACAGUCUAAUACCUCCUGUAUUUGUUACCCUUUCAUUUUCUGUCACUGUGAUUCAGAAUACAGAGAAUUUGUAAUUCACUCUGACUUAUUUUAGACUCAUCCUGGGUUAGUAUGCCAUAUAUGUUCCUUCCUGCCCCUGUAGCAGACAUUGCUAAUCAAUACAGCCCUAUUUCUACUGUGAGUUUUUCUGGGUAUGAGCUCAGGCAUCUUAGUGCAGAGUUUUAUAAGCAACCAUUCCAAUGGUUUGUAGCUGGCAUGCAAGAUAACUAUUUGCUCUUUCAAACCUAAGUACUAAGCCAGGGUUGGUGGGGCUCACCUGUAAUCCCAACAACUUGGAGGACUAAGGCAGGAGGAUCAUGAGUUUGAGGCCUCUUGGCAAUCUGAAGAGACCCUGUUUCAAAAUAAAAAGGAAUGGUGAUAUAGCUCAAUGGUAGAAUGUCCUUGGGUUCAAUCCCCAAUACAAAAAAAAAAAAAAAAAAAAAAAACUAAGUACUAAUCUCCCAGUAUAUUGUGCUGAUACAGAAUAUCAGUGACCCAGUUAGAAACAACUAUAAAUCUCUUGAAAAAUCAGCCAGUGGAGAUACAGGAAAAUUGCUUAAAUAGUAACCUGUUCUUAAUCAGAACUAUCCCAUUGACUAAUGAAGAAUCUGCAUAAUUCUAUUAAUCCCUGUUCUAGAGUUAAUUUUUAAGUAAGUUUGUUAAUCUGCCACAAAAACAUUUUGCUUAGGAUGUCUAUAGGCAUAUUAAAAAAAAAAAAGAUGGGUAGGAUACCUUUAGAAGAUGAA